This is a messenger RNA of Pisolithus orientalis, 264 nucleotides long. RefSeq lists its product as uncharacterized. The record is from RefSeq and is a predicted model, not a curated record. Lineage: Eukaryota; Fungi; Basidiomycota; Agaricomycetes; Boletales; Pisolithaceae. The transcript has a single exon. The coding region runs from base 1 to 264 and encodes 87 amino acids.
AUGGUUUACAGAUGUUCCGAGGCCAUCAGAAGUGCAAUCACCCAAUAUAAUGCACAGGCCACACUGAUUAAUCACCCUACAAUCACCUGGAAGGAAAUUGUGGAGUACUCAUUUCUUGAUGAGCUUGAUCUUCUCCACAACUCUCACCUUAAUAUUUCUGAGUGUGACUGGGCCAAACUGACUCACUUGGAAGCAACACACAAGUACCUCAAACUGUGUUGCACUGAAGAAGAGAUCAUCCAUCUUAACAUCAAAGUUUGUUGA